Molecule: messenger RNA, 2496 nt
Organism: Trichosurus vulpecula (common brushtail)
Lineage: Eukaryota; Metazoa; Chordata; Mammalia; Diprotodontia; Phalangeridae
Gene: CNTFR
Product: ciliary neurotrophic factor receptor
Exons: 11
Coding region: 192-1469 (425 amino acids)
Biological process (GO): cytokine-mediated signaling pathway
Cellular component (GO): membrane; external side of plasma membrane; CNTFR-CLCF1 complex
Molecular function (GO): cytokine binding; ciliary neurotrophic factor receptor activity
Source: RefSeq, a predicted model, not a curated record
GCUGCGGCCCCCACAGCUGAUUCUGAUAGAUUCUCAGCGGACUGGGGAAGCUGUGGCCGUGGUUGAAGGCAGUUCUUUUCCUCAUAUCCCUGGCCCUGUGGUAUUGCUCUUGGGAAUUCAUGAAGAAUGGAACUGAGUAGCUCCAGAAUGGAAAAGGAUUAUCUCGAUGCUUCAGAUCUAAUCUCUCCAGUAUGCUGGGUGUCUUUAAGUCAAUUGCAGUUCUUCUCUGUGGAAUCCAUCACCAUUUUUCCUCGGUCUUGAGGAUCCUGGAGGUGGGAAGAGAGAAGUUUGGAGUUCAGAGGUGCAGGGAUCCCCAGGAAGUUGAUGACCCUCCGUGCAUUGGCAGUGGCAGAGAGAUGGCCACUCCUGUUCUGUGGGCCUGCUUCGUGGUUCUUGCUGCAGGGGUCGUGGCGUAUGCCCAGAGACACAGCCAGCAAGAUACUCAUGUGCUGUAUGAACGCCUGGGCUCGGACGUGACCCUUCCCUGUGGGACAGCAGCCUGGGACACAGCAGUCACCUGGAGGGUCAACGGGACAGACCUGGAGGCUGCUCACCUUAAUGGCUCCCAGCUGGUCCUUGAGGGACUGGACCUUAGCCACAGUGGUCACUACGCCUGCUACCAAGGUUCCUCCUGGCACCUGCGAUACCAGGCCCUGCUGCACGUGGGCAUGCCACCUCGAGAGCCUGUCCUCACCUGCCGCUCCAACAGCUACCCCAAGGGAUUCUACUGCAGCUGGCACUUGCCUGCACCCACAUUCAUACCCAACACCUUCAAUGUGACAGUUCUGCAUGGCUCCAAACUGUUAGGCUGUGAGAAGGACCCAGCCCCCAAGAACCGGUGUCACAUCCGAUAUACACACCUCUUCUCUACAGUCAAAUACAAGGUCACGCUGACGGUCACCAAUGCCCUGGGGCAAAACUCCACAGCCAUCACCUUUGAUGAAUUCACUAUAGUGAAGCCAGAUCCCCCAGAGAACGUUGUGGCCCGGCCUGUACCUAGCAGUCCUCGACGCCUGGAAGUGACCUGGCAGACACCUUCCUCCUGGCCCGAUCCCGAGUCUUUCCCUCUCAAGUUCUUCCUUCGAUACCGGCCACUGAUCCUUGACCAGUGGCAACAUGUUGAGCUGUCCGAUGGCACUACGCACACCAUCACCGAUGCAUAUGCCGGGAAGGAGUACAUCAUUCAGGUGGCUGCUAAGGACAAUGAGAUUGGGACUUGGAGUGACUGGAGUGUGGCCGCCCACGCCACUCCUUGGACCGAGGAGCCCAGAUACCUUACAACAGAGGCUCAGGCUCCAGAGACCACCACCACCACCACCACAUCCUUCAUCCCCCCUCCCACCACGAAGAUCUGUGAUCCUGGAGAGGUUGGGGAUGGUGUGGAAUCCUCAACCAGCCUCCUGCUGACUGUGACCGUGACCGUGACUGUGACAGUGACCACCAUAGCAGCCACUGGCCUCUUUAUUUAAGUCCCUCUUUGCAUUCCUGUGGAAGAAAAUGUUGAAAACAGAAAUGAACAACAACAAAGGCUCACACACACACACACACACACACCCCAAAAAAAAACCAGGAAAAAAAACCAAAACAAAAAAAAAAGAUACCAUUGGGAUUCUCGUUUUUCUAUUUUGCACACGGUCAGGAGGACGUUUCACAUUGUCUCCAGCUUCACUUUCUAGAGACAACCCUGGCCCCUGACUCCCCUCCUCCAGCCUCCUGUCCCCAAUCUAUACCCUUACUCCCAGCCAGCAGACACCUUCCUCCCCUCCUGUGGCCCUGCAGCCUGUAGCUCCCCGGCUCUUUGGUUUUCUGCCUCCUCUCCAGCCCUCAGGUUGCGUGUCCAAUGUCCUGGACACUCAAACCCCUCACUCCCUGACCUCUCAACCUCCACCCCCCUCAAUCCUCACCUUUCCCCCUUUCCCUGUUGGAGUCCCCCAUAUCCUUGACAGUGGACAAGCUACUUAAGAGGGACCUCCACCCCUUCCCCUGUAGGCAAGAGAGAGAACCAUACAGCUAACCCACCCACCAAAGACAUAGCCCUUCUCCCUCAUCUGGGCCACCUCCCCCAGCCCCCUCCUCAUAGGGGGCCCCAGAGGACUUGGGUAGGGGGUAAGGGGGCCUCACACACCCCCUAAUGCCAGCAACUUUCCCCAUACCUCUGGCCCAAGUGCCCUCCUCUGGCUCUAAUUCCUCCUGCUAUCUCCUGCCAGGCCUUUGCCUAGGUUGGAUUAGAAGUUCAUAAGAACUCACCCAUUCUCCUCCAGUCACAAAUUCCCAUACCACAUGCUUUUUCAGUCUCCCCAGGCCCCAGGGCUUCCCAACUCCCAUUUUGUAUGGCCCUCCCUCACCUUGCCCCUCCCAAAAGUAUUUAAUGCCCCAUUCAUCCUAGUCAAACCCAGUGGUAACUUGCUGUAUUUGAAUUUUUUAUAGAUGUAUAUAUACAGGGGAGGGGGGUGGGGAAGGGAAGAAGGGUUCUCAUUAAACGUCACCAUUUCAUGA